Messenger RNA from Mycotypha africana, 823 nucleotides. RefSeq lists its product as uncharacterized. The record is from RefSeq and is a predicted model, not a curated record. NCBI's taxonomy places the organism in Eukaryota, Fungi, Mucoromycota, Mucoromycetes, Mucorales, Mycotyphaceae. The transcript is spliced from 3 exons. The coding region runs from base 56 to 823 and encodes 255 amino acids. Gene Ontology annotation, cellular component: nucleus. Gene Ontology annotation, molecular function: protein binding.
UUUAAUAGUAUAUCUAAUUGAUGAUCAGAAUGUUCAACAAAUACAAAAGUUUGAUAUGACCAAUUCACCCUUAGACGUGUAUUCUGUACCCAGUUCCAUGGCAAUGCUCCAGACACCAACAAGGGAGAAAUCGUACCUUUUAGUUGGGUUAAAGCAAGGUUCUAUUUUAACCUUUCAACUGAUUAUGUCAGAUCAGGGAACCCCUAAUCUGAAACUUAUGCAGGAUACAUGCUUCUCCAUACUCAAUAUCGGUACAUGCUCUGUACACCUUACACCAUGUUUGCAGAACGAUCUUAGUAUAUACGCCUUGUCUGAUGAUCUUUGGAAAAUUAGCUGUUGUGAUAUUGACAAACUCUCAACCGACCGCGUUCUUUUACCAAAGUUUAAUAGUUCGGUUGACGCGUUUAUUCCUUUGGGCUGUGAUUCUGAUUCGAAUAUUUAUGCAGACGAAACCGCAGCUUUACUUGUUGAUGAUAAGUUGCAUAUAUUUCAACUAUCAAUAAACGCCAAAAUGAAUACUUCAAAGAUAAGGCUCGGAGAGACGCCUCGACGUGUGAUCUAUGACAAAUUGCUUAAUUAUAUCGUUGCAAUCACGACAACUUCUGAUUCAGGUGCUCUGAAGAGCUAUAUUAACUUGCUAGAUCCGAUUAAUGGGCAGCCGCUGACUGAUAGCUCCUUGAUUUCAAACGAUAAUCAUAUUGAAAAUAGUUCCAAUACAGUACUUUCCGCCGCAGGUGAGCAAUACUAUAGAUUCCGUCUUUCAUGCUUACGGUGCUGCUUACUUAAUUUUACUUUUUAUGGAAAUGUUAGAAUGGUUAAUUGA